Molecule: messenger RNA, 1425 nt
Organism: Daldinia decipiens
Lineage: Eukaryota; Fungi; Ascomycota; Sordariomycetes; Xylariales; Hypoxylaceae
Exons: 3
Coding region: 1-1425 (474 amino acids)
Source: RefSeq, a predicted model, not a curated record
AUGUCGGCCACUCAGCAGCCUCGAUCUCCCCUGCCCGAAUCUGCCUUGGAUUUUAUCCCCGGCCGCAAUGGAAAACGAACAAACCUGUUCGACCGCUUUCCCAGGGAGGUCAUAUCCUUGAUCUUUGCCAACAUGGCCACUCGGGAAGAUUUCAAGGCAGCAGCAGCCACGUGCAAAAAAGCACAAAUGAUAACCCAAACGAACGAGCAGUUUAUCGCGCACGCGCGGAUCGACUAUAUGCUGCCCCCUUCCGUCCAAAAGCUCGGAAUCAUGGCCGUCGCCUCCCGCAAGUUCAACCAUCAUAAUGUGGAGGGGUUCAUCGAGCAAUACAUGUCACGUAAGGACGACGAUCAACGGGUGCAUGCAAGUAUGGAAAUGGCUUUUGCUUUACCAGAUCUCCUGCGGGCGGCGGAGAUAGUCAUGCAGACAAAACUUAACAGAACUCCUUAUCCAGACCGCUAUCCCAGUGGUGACUCGACGCCAGCGGAAUAUGCGCGAGAGCUGCGAGCAUGUUUCAUGAUAGAAACGGCAAGAAAUCUUUUCGACGGCUCUCAAGAGGAUUCAGAUGAGGAGACGUUCGGGGAGAGGAAGCGCGUAUUCUGGAAGGCUUUCUCUAAAGUCGAAGUGCAAGCGGCAAGAGCCAUGUUUGACAGUUAUGAGCAAUGCGUAUUCGAAGCUCUCAAAUGCGAACAGGGUGGCUGGAGCGGGUGUUGCGUUAGGGAGAGGGAUAUUGAGAGGCAGCAUUUCUCCAAUGCAGAAACUCGUUCCCUCGCCCGGGUGUUUGCAAUAGAAGCUGGGUUGGUCCAGAUAGGCAAGUGGUAUACCAAAGAGCUCAGCCCGCAUGCCUCAUUCCACAGCUUCAAGUCCGACAGAAGUGGGCAGAAUGAAGGAUAUCAGCAUUUCGAUGAAUUUCUAGAGGACGCGAACACGGUCUUCGCCCAACUCCCAUUCCAGCGGGACCCGAAAGCAAUCAAUCUAACCACUCGCAAGGAAUUCCUCGAAACGGACCAGUAUGGUAUAAGGAGCAACUACUUCAUUUGCUCUGAUCUGGAAAAGCAUCUCGAAUGCCAGAUUUUCUGGGACCAGGAUACCUUCACAGCCUGGCAACAGCAGGCAAGAGAAAUGAGACUUCAUACGUGGAGCGAUCCGACUGAGGAUGAAUCCGAGUCUGAGCCCGAGCCUGAGCCCGAGCCCGAGUCCGAGCCUGAGUCCGAGUCUGAGUCCGAGGGUGAGUACGAGCCCAACGACAGACUGGUGUAUGACUCAGACAAUUAUGAAUUCGACUCAGUGAGCGAUUGGGAGCUUGGCGGGGAGUUAUGGGCCCGUUGGAGCAGCAGUUCCUCAACCAUGGGCUUUAUGGAAUGGAUGAGACAUGAAAAAAUGUGUCGACAGGAGGAGUUUGAGGAUGAGGACGAGUAUUAUUAG